AAUUAAUACUUGUCUUUUUCUUUCUUUCCUUCCUUUCGCUUCUCUUCUUCUGCAAGGAACGGACGCGGACAAGUCGCCGAAGAAGCUAGGGUUUUCGCCAUGAACGACGUCCAAUACGGAUCCGAGUGGAUUACGGCUCCGAGAUUCGAAGAUUAGGGCUUCCAAACGCUAGGUUCUACGCAAUUCGUUUGCCUGUGGUUUAGGGAUUUGGAGAUUCUAGGCUGGUUGUCUUUCUUUGCUGGGAGUCGCUCAAUAAAGGUGGAAUACGCCCCGGAUCAGAAGUGGGCUAGCGCGGAAGCGUCCGAGGUGAAUCUUUUUGAUCCUAGGGUUUGUGGAUUGGAGGGAUUUUGAGGUCUCGGGCUUUCAAUCUCUGGGGCAUUGGUUGGAAACGGCGAUUUUGAUUUCAGAAGCUAAGGUUUUCGGAUAAUGUGUAUACUCUGUGUGGUCCAGAGGUGGUCGCGGCAGGUGGCCACCAUGCUGCCGCGGUUGGUGCUCCUUCUCAUCUUCUUCUGGGCGCUGUCGCAGUUCUUCCCUCCGGGCCUCCGGUUCGAGAUCACCUCGCCGCGGCUGGCCUGCGUGGUGGUUCUCCUCCUCACCCUGUUCUGGUAUGAGAUCCUGAUGCCGAAGCUGUCGGUGUGGCGGGCCCGCCGGUCGGCGCGCCUCCGGGAGCGGCAGCGUACCAGGGCCAUCGAGCUGCAGAAGCUCCGGAAGACGGCCACACGCCGCUGCCGGAACUGCCUCACCCCAUAUCGCCACCAGAACCCUGGCGGAGGCCGGUUCAUGUGCUCGUAUUGCGGACAUAUCUCUAAAAGGCCCGUGCUGGACCUUCCGGGUUCUGUUGUUGGGAGUUCGGGGAUCAUCGGCGACCUUGUCAGAAAGAAUGGUUGGAUCUGCAGCCAAGAUUGGUCAGCGGACGGGAAUGGGAGCUGGGUCAGCCCUGUCCCACGGUAUUGGGUUGGUGGCGGUGAUGACCAGUGCUUGACAGAGAAGUCUUAUUCAGGCGUGGUGGCUUUUGCCUGCAAGUUGCUUACGUGUUUUUUCUCUAGCGUGAGAUGGCUUUGCAGGAAGGUUUUCAGGUUUCCUUAUUCAAGGGAGGAGAGCUCUUCAGAUGCAGAUCACAAGGGAUCAUCAUCUAUCAGAGGGGAGAAUGAAGGAAAUUUGCAGGAGAGCAGGGGCGAGAAAGCUAGAAGGAAAGCAGAAGAGAAGAGACAGGCUAGGUUGGAAAGGGAAAUGCUGGAAGAGGAAGAGAGGAAACAGAGGGAGGAGGUUGCGAGGUUAGUGGAGGAAAGGAGGAAAUUACGUGGCGAGAAGCUGGAAGCUGAGAGAAAGCGGACAAAGGGUUCGACUCUUGAUCGUGAAAGAGACAAUAGGAAAGAAGCAGAGAAAAAGAGGCAUGAGAGGAGGAGGGAGAAAGAUAAAGGUUCUAGCAAAAGCAAUUCUGAUGGUGAAGACCUUGAGAAAAGGGCGAGUAGGGAAAGCGAAAGGAAGCAUGAGUUUGACAGAAAGAGUGAGAUUGAAAAACAGGAGGCACUGAAAUCUACAGCAGAGAACUACAAAUCACAUACUAAAGAACCUGGGCAUGGAAGCAAGGUGACAACAAAUAAGCCAAGAUACUUUGGUCGCAUGACGAGCUCUUUCCUAUCUUCUUCUAGAGGUUUCGGUCGUCCCUCUUUUUUUGGGAGAAAUGCUCAGAGCAUUGCUGCUCCAGUUAACAAAGCAAGUAGGGCUGCCAUUAGCUUUGUUGAUCAUGGUUCUGGAAUUAAAAGAGAUGUUCAUUCUGCUGGGCAUGUAACAGUGAAAUCUGCUGCUAAUGGAGAUGGAACUUCUUUGACCAACAUUCAUCGGCCUGUAAGUUCAGACGUGCAGCCACAUAGUACUGCCCCAAAGAAAUCCUGGCAUCAACUAUUUGCUUGUUCAGAAGCUGUUUCUCCUUAUCCUGAUGUGAAUACCUCUAGCUGUCUGAGUCAGAAUGGCCAACUAGAAGCUCAAAGUGCAAAAUCACCUGAUCAAAAAAUGUUUCCUAAUUGUUCAGUUGAUAACCAAAUCAAUUUUGGACGAUCAUUGCCUCUCAGCACCUAUCCUUCAGUGAGCGUAUCAUUUUCGAGCAAUCCAGUUCCUCCUUUGGUAUCUGAAUCCAUGUUUCCUCCUCUCAAAGACCCAGCACCAAAUACAGCACUAGAAGAAGCAGAGCUAUUUGAAGAUCCAUGCUAUGUUCCGGACCCUAUCUCCUUGCUUGGGCCAGUAUCUGAGUCACUUGAUAAUCUUCCAUUGGACCUGGGUUCUGGGUUUGUUUCUACUGAUAAGGUGGAGGUACCUCAUGUUUUAAAGAACGUGUCUGCCCCUGGAGACGUUAACAAGCUUUCACCCAUUGAGUCUCCCAUGUCCAGACUGCGAGUUUCUGAGGAAAAAUAUACUGCAUCAAGCCAAUUAUCUGGUACUGCAAAAUCACAGGAAUCACAUGCUUCAAAUUUGGAUGAGUCAAGUAAUGCACAAGGAACAUGGCAAAUGUGGGGCGCUCCACUGGCUCAUGAUGCAUUGGGAUUGGUUGGUAGGCAUCCUAGCUGGUUUUCACCCGUAGGACCGAACAAACUUAAGCAAGAAGAUAUCAUGCAUCCUUUGACGCACAACCCUGUGAUAUCACAAAGUCCAAAUGAGAAUUAUGUUCUUCCUGGCAUUCAAUCUCUGCAGCAUGUUUGUGUUGGUGAUCAGCAGAAUGGUGGAACAUACAGUCCUCUUGGUCCUAGUGUGAAUGGGAAUGAUAUGUGGGUGCAGAAAACACCCUUCCAACCAUUACCUGUUGAUGGAGAGAGCCAUUUUCUUCCUCUUAAUCUCAUAGAUAAUAUUGCGAGGAAUGAUGCGACAUACGACAGUUCAAAUGGAUCAACAGGGAGCCAUCCUUUUGAGCUACCCCCACCUAAUUGUUGGUCUAAGAAGGAGUGGACACUCAAUGGCCCUCGGGAAGCUGGAAACUUAACCCCGGCAAGCCCACAUAUUGGAGGCCUGUUUUCUACUAGUCCAGAUGUACAGUCAGUCUGGUCGUUCAAUCAAAAAGAGACUAUAUAAACACCACAGAAUCAAUGUCACCAAUAUUAGUUGCACUGUAUCCUUCUUAAUGCGAAUGAUAUGAUCAUUUCAUUAGCAUGAAUACCUGGCAUGCAUGCAUUCAUGCAUUCCUGCAGGGAAAGGUCAAUUUAUAUCUAUCUAAAUCCGAGAUUUUAAAAAUCAGUCCCAGAGGGUGUGCCAGUUUUGUGUACCAGUUUUUUUUAUUAACCAGCACGAUACUGGGUAUGGUACAUGAUGCAGGACUGCUUCCUGUAUUAAUAUACUGAGUGCUUGUGCUGGUUUUCUACUGGAACCGUGUGCCCCUGCACGCUCUGGUUGUUUUUA
Phoenix dactylifera (date palm) is the source of this 3387-nucleotide messenger RNA. RefSeq lists its product as uncharacterized. Lineage: Eukaryota; Viridiplantae; Streptophyta; Magnoliopsida; Arecales; Arecaceae. The record is from RefSeq and is a predicted model, not a curated record.